AUUUGAGGACUUCCCCUGUGAACGUAGCUAGCAGUGAUACUCGAAGCCGAUUUGAAUUAACACCGAAAACAUGGCAGAGAACGACGUUGACAACGAGCUGUUGGACUAUGAAGAGGAUGAGGAGCCACAGGUUGCCCCAGAGACUGCCACACCAGCGGGCAAGAAGGAGGUAAAGGGCUCUUACGUUUCCAUCCACAGCUCCGGCUUCCGAGACUUCCUGCUCAAACCAGAGCUGCUCCGCGCCAUUGUCGACUGUGGAUUUGAACAUCCCUCUGAAGUCCAACACGAGUGCAUCCCACAGGCCAUCCUGGGCAUGGACAUCCUGUGCCAGGCCAAGUCUGGUAUGGGCAAGACAGCUGUGUUUGUACUGGCCACCCUGCAGCAGAUUGAGCCCGUGGACGGGCAGGUGUCUGUGCUGGUGAUGUGCCACACACGAGAGCUGGCCUUCCAGAUCAGCAAAGAGUACGAGCGCUUCUCCAAGUACAUGCCCACCGUCAAGGCGGCCGUGUUCUUCGGGGGCCUGUCCAUCAAGAAGGACGAGGACGUGCUGAAGAAGAACUGCCCCCACACCGGGGUCGGAACGCCCGGCCGCAUCCUGGCCCUCAUCCGCAACAAGACUCUCAACCUGAAGAACGUCAAGCACUUUGUCCUGGACGAGUGUGACAAGAUGCUGGAGCAGCUGGUCCACAGGCGCUGUGUGGCUCUGUCUCAGCUGCUGGUGGAGCAGAACUUCCCUGCCAUCCACAGGGGCAUGGCCCAGGAGGAGAGGCUUUCCCGGUACCAGCAGUUCAAGGACUUCCAGAGGCGGAUCCUGGUGGCCACCAACCUGUUUGGCCGAGGGAUGGACAUUGAGCGCGUCAACAUUGUCUUCAACUAUUACAUGCCCGAGGAUUCCGACACCUACCUGCACAGAGUGGCACGUGCCGGCAGGUUCGGGACGAAAGGUCUGGCCGUGACCUUUGUGUCCGACGAGACCGACGCCAAGACCCUGAACGAUGUGCAGGACCGCUUCGAGGUCAACGAGGCAGAGCUCCCAGAAGAGAUUGACAUUUCCAUCUACAAUCAGGAGUGCAAGGGGCUGGUUCGGGCGUGUCUUCAGUCGCUGGGCAACACCUCAUCCCCUCCCUCUCUUUUCUCCUGUCAUCUGCCUGAUGACUCUCUCUUGUGUUUGCGCCUCAUAAUUCCCCUAGGAAACCUGUAAGGGAAAUAGAGAGAC
This is a messenger RNA of Coregonus clupeaformis (lake whitefish), 1216 nucleotides long. Its product is annotated as ATP-dependent RNA helicase DDX39A. The record is from RefSeq and is a predicted model, not a curated record. Gene Ontology annotation, biological process: mRNA export from nucleus; mRNA splicing, via spliceosome. Gene Ontology annotation, molecular function: ATP binding; RNA helicase activity; RNA binding. Lineage: Eukaryota; Metazoa; Chordata; Actinopteri; Salmoniformes; Salmonidae. The transcript is spliced from 8 exons. The coding region runs from base 71 to 1201 and encodes 376 amino acids.